Molecule: messenger RNA, 228 nt
Organism: Pneumocystis murina B123
Lineage: Eukaryota; Fungi; Ascomycota; Pneumocystomycetes; Pneumocystales; Pneumocystaceae
Exons: 7
Coding region: 1-228 (75 amino acids)
Source: RefSeq, a predicted model, not a curated record
AUGGCUACUAGCACUAUAAAUUUUAUAAUAAUUUUAAAAUCAUUUUUAAAAAUUUUUUCUAGAAAUUUUAUCUUUGAUUUUUACAAAAUAAAAAGGCAAUUAAUUUUUAUUAGUGUUGAUAUUUGUUCCUAUAUAAAUUCAAAACAUUAUUUAAUUUUACAAAUAAUAUAUAUCAAUAUUUUAAACAAUAAAUUCAAAAUUAUCGGAAAAAUCCUUUAUUUUAAAUGA